Salvia hispanica is the source of this 1551-nucleotide messenger RNA. RefSeq names its product phosphatidylinositol/phosphatidylcholine transfer protein SFH2-like. The record is from RefSeq and is a predicted model, not a curated record. Lineage: Eukaryota; Viridiplantae; Streptophyta; Magnoliopsida; Lamiales; Lamiaceae.
ACCUCAAAAUAGUAAACUUUGAUUUACUGCUGGUGGUGUGGUUCUAACUUCAUUUGUCUGCAUUCAAUCAAUUAUGCAAGAAUUCCAAUCUAGUGAUGCAAAAUAGCAAAGAAAAUUAACUGCAGAGGCUAAUCAAGGCAAAGAGGAAGAAGGAUUCCCUCUCUCAACCAAUCCCUCUAUCGCUCUUGAAAUAAAAGUGGAAUCUUUACUUGACUCUCUCCCUUUCUCUCUCUCUGUGUGAUGCCCUUGUUCUUCCUCUGCUCUUCUGCAGAAGUGAGAAAUGGCGGUGGUUCCACAAGAGGCUAUCAAUCGGUUUGAGGCGUUGAUGGAGGGAGUUGAUGAGCCAAUGAAGAGAACAUUCAAGAAUAUCCAUCAAGGAUAUCCUCAUGAAUCUUUGAUACGCUUUCUCAAGGCAAGAGAAGGGGAUGUUACCAAGGCCUACAAGAUGUUAUGUGAUUGUUUGAAGUGGAGAGUGGAAAACAACAUCGAUGGAAUCUUAGCAAAACCCAUUGUUCCAGUGGAUCUCUACAGAGAUAUACGCGAUACCCAGCUUAUAGGAUUGUCAGGUUACUCAAACGAGGGCCUCCCUGUCUAUGCCGUUGGAGUAGGCAUGAGCACAUUGGACCGAGCAUCUGUUCAUUAUUAUAUACAGUCCCAUAUCCAGAUGAAUGAAUACAGGGAUCGCGUCGUUUUGCCAGCUGCAACAAAAAAGUAUGGCAAGCAUGUUAGCAAAUGCAUCAAGGUUCUCGAUAUGACUGGGUUGAAGCUGUCUGCUUUAAACUACAUAAAGCUAAUGACAACGAUUUCUUCUAUUGACGAUCUGAACUACCCAGAGAAAACAUUAACUUAUUACAUUGUGAAUGCUCCAUACAUAUUUUCCGCAUGUUGGAAGGUUGUGAAGCCACUUCUGCAUGAGAGAACGAGAAGGAAAAUUAAUGUAUUGUCUGGUUGUGGACAAGAUGAGUUGUUGAAGAUAAUGGAUUAUUCCUCCCUUCCCCAUUUCUGCCGUAAGAGAAGUUCAGGCUCUUCCAAACAUUUGGAACAGAUUGCUGACAGUUGCUUUACCUUGGACCAUCCAUUCCAUCAACAAGUUUAUGAUUACAUCAAGAAGCAAUCCUUGGAACGUGCAUCUGUUGCGCCGGUAAAACAAGGUUCUGUGCAUGUUACUUUACCCGAAAAUGCCAAUGAGGGAGAUAUUGCCAAGAUUCUGGAAUCUGAAUUAGAGAAUCUGAGGGUCUAGAGAGAUCUCCAAAUAUCUGGAGGACUUGAAAAUCAAUUAUAGGAAGUGCUAUUCUACUCUUCAUCUCCGUUUUUGAAGUGCUAAAUUGCACCCUGCUUGUAAUAACUUGUUCUUCGUAUUCUGACUAUCCGUAGCUAUUUAGUAUUCGCUAUGUAGAAUCCUAAAUCACUGCAUGUUAUGGGAACAGAUAAAAACUCGAUGCAUGUGCUUCAUAUGUCAGACGGCCGACUUCAUCUGUAAGCCGUCCGCAAUAUGUUGCAUGCAUUUGUAUAAACGUGCGGAGGCAAUAUAUAAAUUAUGGCUUAUUCUAA